This is a messenger RNA of Cyphomyrmex costatus, 1253 nucleotides long. Its product is annotated as major royal jelly protein 1-like. NCBI's taxonomy places the organism in Eukaryota, Metazoa, Arthropoda, Insecta, Hymenoptera, Formicidae. Gene Ontology annotation, cellular component: extracellular region. Bases 1 to 1209 code for a protein of 402 amino acids. The record is from RefSeq and is a predicted model, not a curated record. The transcript has 7 exons.
AUGAAACGUUUUUUGCUUGUUAUACCAAUUCUAUCAAUGACAACUACGAGUUUCGGUAAAUCGCUUCUCAAGUACGAAUGGAAAUACCUAGAUAUUCUUUGGGACAGUCCGCGCCAAAAAGAAGAAGCGAUUUACUUUGGCAGAUACAAUCCUAACGUAGCUUUUUUAUACGAUAUAGAUAAGGCGGAUGAUGGUAGAGUAUUUAUUACUGCGAUGAGAGACAAAGGCAUACCAGUUGGUGUGCUGACCAUAACUGAGAAACAAGGAGAAGGUGGGCCACUACUACGUCCAUAUCCAGAUUGGUCUUGGUAUAAAGAUGAUUGUGAAGGAAUCACAGGUGGUGUUUAUCAAGUACAAAUUAUAUGCAAUCAUCUAUUCGUUGUGGAUGAGGGUAGAAUUGGGGACGAUCAAUUAUGCUUACCACAACUACUGAUCUUCGAAUUAUCAACUGAUAAAUUGGUUAAACGUGUUACUAUUCCGUUUAACAUUGCUCAUAAUAAAACUGGCAUCGGAUUGAUAGCUUCAGUUGCCGUUUUUGCCCCGUAUUGCCAAAAUGUGAAGGAUAAUGCUAUUGUAUUCAUAGGAGAUGUGGAAGGUGGUGGCUUAGUAGUAUAUAACGGGUAUACUUCAAAGUUAUGCAGAGUCGAAUCUGAUUUCAUGAAAUCAACUCAUGAAGCGAUCGUGUUAACAAACGAACGAUAUCCUAAUGACGACACUGUUUAUGGCAUGACAAUUAUUGAUGAAGAUUUAUACUAUGUCCCUUUCGCGGGAAGCAAAAUGUAUAAAACAAAAAUGUCGAACUUAAUAGAAUGUUCGCCAAAGGAUAUUAAUGAAGCUAACAAGGAAACUCAAUUGGUGGGUUCAUUAGAAGGCCAAACAGUUGCAAUAACGUCUAACAGAUGUGUAAUAUUUUUCAGCGAUAUUACAAAAACGUCUGUUAUGUGCGCAGACGCCACUAAGGAAAUUAAUUCCAAAAAUAAAGAGAUCGUCGCGUAUGAUCCAAAAAUGGAAUUUAUAAGCGGGAUGAAGAUUAGAAAUGGUGAAUUAUUAGUUCUAUCAAAUAGAUACCAUUUACAUGUCUACAAUGUAGUUUAUAAUAAUAACACUUUUGAUAGCAACGAGGUAAACUUCCGUGUUCUCUCGAUUCCCAUUGCAGAGAUAGAAAAGAAUACAAAAUGCUUUUCUUCUUGCAAAAUACUAAGGAAAUAAACCCGUGGAUUUACGGGCUCAUUAAAUGAAUUACAAGUAUAAUU